Molecule: messenger RNA, 1363 nt
Organism: Ceutorhynchus assimilis (cabbage seed weevil)
Lineage: Eukaryota; Metazoa; Arthropoda; Insecta; Coleoptera; Curculionidae
Source: the annotation of a GenBank genome assembly
GCAACACUGCCGGGAGCUACUAUUUAGUAAUGAUUUCGCGAUCAAAACAAAUCAAAUAACAUAUCUUGUCCCCUAUUUUUGGAUAAAAUACUUUAUCUAUAAUUAAUUUACAACAAUGGCCCUAAGGAGCCUCACGGACGUGUUUUUGCUAAUGAGAAACAAUGCCAUUCGUAGCAAACAAAUUUAUCCAGAUCAAGGCUCGUCAGAAAGGAUGCAGCUAGUGUCGCUGACGGAUCUGGAAGAGGGAUUGGAUAGGAAUGACAAUCGCAUGCCCCCAGUUUGGAUAGAUUAUCUGGAAAAGGCACAAAUGAUUUUGCCGAGACUCAAAAUGAAAAUCUUAGAGCUGAAAUUGUUGCAUUCCAGACAUUUGCACAGAUCCACUUUUGAUGAUACACCAGAAGACGAAAUUUUAAUAGAAAAUUGCACCCAAGGAAUUACUAGAAUGUUUAACGAAAUACAUAGAUUAUUGCAAAUAAUCAAAAGUCAUUCCAUGGAAAAUAGUAUAAAAGAACAAAGAUUAACUGUGAAUGUUUACAGAUCUUUGGCGAAUGCUCUCCAAGAGCUUUCUAGCAGUUUUCGGGCCACUCAGAAUGGAUAUUUGAGACAAAUUCAAGGCCGAGAAGAUCGUUCCAAGAUAUAUUUUAAUGAAAAUAUUGACGAUUUCAAUGAUAAUGAAGAUAUUGAUAAUGAUUUUAUAAACUCUCAAAAAAUGUCGCAGCAACAACUGCUAAUGCUCGAAGAAGAAAACACAAAGUUCGCUCAGGAACGCGAAAAAGAAGUUAACGCGAUUGUAAAAUCCAUAGUCGAUUUGAAUGAGAUUUUCAAGGAUUUGUCACAAAUGGUGGCAGAUCAGGGUACGGUACUGGAUAGAAUCGAUUACAAUGUAGAAACGGCUCAAGUGCAAGUGUUCGAAGGGUUUAAGCAACUCCAAAAAGCAGACGCCUAUCAGAGAAAAAAUCGGAAAAUGUGUGCUAUUGUCACGUUGGCUUCUUUGACAAUUUUAUUGUUUUUUAUUCUAAUUAUUGUUAAGUCCUAAAAAUAUUGUCUGUGAUUUAAGUUAUUAAAAUAUUUAAUUAUGAGUUUCAUGAAAAAUAUAAAGAUUGAAGCGGCCGUCCUCAAAAUGCUUGUGGAUAGUGUGUCUGCUUCACAUGCUGCAGGGUCCAGUGAGGAUGGUGCAUGAUUAUUUUGUGAUGUUUGUUUGCCUUGUGAAAUAUUUGUAGGUGCUGAUUGUCUAAAAUGGCGGCUGGUUGGCAGGGCAUAACCCAAGAAACAAAAAACAAGUUUUCUUUGGGCCGGAUUAUCAAUGCAAGGUAUAUGCUUUUGGAUAUUUUCUGAACUGAGCCCUUGCAAACAAGGCAAUCUG